Molecule: messenger RNA, 1036 nt
Organism: Orycteropus afer afer
Lineage: Eukaryota; Metazoa; Chordata; Mammalia; Tubulidentata; Orycteropodidae
Gene: PPP1R3E
Product: protein phosphatase 1 regulatory subunit 3E
Biological process (GO): regulation of glycogen biosynthetic process
Cellular component (GO): protein phosphatase type 1 complex
Molecular function (GO): protein phosphatase 1 binding; glycogen binding
Source: RefSeq, a predicted model, not a curated record
GGAGGGAAAGGUGGCCACCGAAGCGAGGCAGAGUAAGGGGAGGUGAAGGCUGCUGGAGGUGAUAGCAAGGAGAGCACGCCAAGGCAGAGGGCUGCUGAUCCGGCCCCGCCACUCCUGUGCGAACGCGGGGUGGACCGGAGAGAAAGGGAGGGCAGCGCUACGGCGCUGCGGGGCCCUGGAGGGACAAGGGGAUGCCAUGUCCCGCGAACAGCCCCCCCGCAGCGACAUCCCGCGCAACCUGAGCUUCAUCGCCGCGCUGACCGAGCGCGCCUACUACCGCAGCCAGAGGCCCAGCCUCGAGGAAGAGCUGGAGGAGGAGCUAGGCGAGGGCGGGACGCGGCAAGGGGCCCGGUCCCGCGCUCACGCUCCGAGUCGGGGCCGCCGGGCCCGCUCUGCACCUGCCGGAGGAGGGGCUGUCCGGGCGCCUCGCAGCCGCAGCCCCAACACCCGCAAGAGAGUGCGCUUCGCCGACGCCUUAGGUCUGGAGCUGGCCGCCGUGCGCCGCUUUCGCCCCGGAGAGCUGCCCCGGGUACCUCGCCACGUGCAGGUCCAGCUGCAAAGGGACGCUCUCCGCCACUUCGCGCCGUGCCAGCCCCGCGCCCGCAGCCUCCAGGAGGCGCGCGCAGCCCUGGAGCCGGCCCGCGAUCCAGGCUUCGCCGCUCGCUUGCAGGCGCAGCGCAUCUGCCUGGAACGCGUGGAGGCGGGCCCGCUGGGCGUGGCCGGGAGCGCGCGCGUGCUGGACCUGGCCUACGAGAAGCGCGUAAGCGUCCGCUGGAGCGCCGACGGCUGGCGUAGCCAACGCGAGGCGCUCGCAGCCUACGCCGGCCCGGCCCCGCCUCCGCCUCGCGCCGACCGCUUCGCUUUCCGCCUGCCGGCUCCACCUGUUGGGGGCGCCUUGCUUUUCGCCUUGCGCUACCGUGUGACGGGUCAUGAGUUCUGGGAUAACAACGGCGGCCGUGACUAUGCUUUACGUGGGCCAGAGCAUCCAGGCAGUGCGGGAGCCCCAGAGCCCCAGGGCUGGAUUCACUUUAUCUGA